GCAGCCGCCCUUCCUUCGCGCCCUCCCGGCCGACAUCAUGCUCCAGUUCCUGCUUGGAUUUGCUUUUGGCAACAUGGUUGGAAUGUGUCUGGCUCAGAACUAUGACAUACCAAACCUGGCUAAAAAACUUGAAGAUUUUAAAAAGGACUUGGAUGCCAAGAAGAAACCCCCUAGUUCAUGAGGCCGACUCCAGCACUGCCUUCUGGAUGUACUGAUUCUGCUGCUCUUGAGGGCCUCCUUUACCAUCUCAACCAAAAGCUUUUGUUUUCAUCUCCAGCCUCAGCGCGUUUCUUCUUUGCUGGACCCUGCGUUGCCUUAGAGCACAACUGGGGCCACAAUUAAGAACUACCCUUACUUCUCCAGCAUCCUCACCUCUGCCCUUCUUCCUUCCAGCUGCUUGGGAGGUCCUAAGACUGGAAUUAUGGUGCUAGAUUAGUAAACAUGACCUUUAAUUAGUAGUCACCCCGUUAUUCUUUGUGAUCUCUACUGUGUUUUCUCAAAAGAGAAAUGGAUGAGUUUUGUAUAGCUGAUUAGAUAUAAAUGAUGCUGAUUUCACAGUUUAGAAAUUAAAAUGGGUGUUUAAACAUUUAGUACUAAAUUACGUUGUUUCAAAGUAAUUAAAAUUGAAAUCUAGAAGCCA
Diceros bicornis minor is the source of this 640-nucleotide messenger RNA. Its product is annotated as short transmembrane mitochondrial protein 1-like. Bases 38 to 181 code for a protein of 47 amino acids. The record is from RefSeq and is a predicted model, not a curated record. The transcript has a single exon. Lineage: Eukaryota; Metazoa; Chordata; Mammalia; Perissodactyla; Rhinocerotidae.